UCGCGCUCAUGAGGAACCACAGAAGAGCUCUGCUCACCUCGGGAAUACAUCCUCCAUCCAAGGAAUACCAGACCUGACGAUGCUGCACACUGCCAUGUUCUCAACCGCUUGCCUCAUUCUUGUGGGCUUCAUCAAAGUGGCUUCCGCUGGUUCUGUGGUGCUCAACUCGAACGCUAUUAAGGUCGGUUCAGGUGUGGCGAGUCCCAGUCACCCGGUCAGCCCGAGUCCGGAUGAGUCACCUGCGGACAGCGGCAGUCUGAACUUCGCCGUCGAUACACCGCAGCAGCCUUUAAUCUGCGAGAGUGACGAGGAAUGCGGUGGAGACGAGUUCUGCUUCCUGUCUCGCGGUGUUUGUCUCCAGUGUAAGAAGCGCAGGAAGCGCUGCAUCCGGGAUGCGAUGUGCUGCCCUGGCAACCACUGCAGCAAUGGAGUUUGUCUUCCAAAUGAUCCUGACAUGAUUCAGCAGAUUGGAAUGGAAGAGUUUGUGUCCAUCUCCAAUGAGAACUCUACUUUUGUGGUGCCACCAAAAGUUCCAAGUCAAGGUUCACCACAAAACCAAAUGCAAAAAGGACUGGAGGGAGAAACCUGUCUGAGAUCAUCAGAUUGUGCUGAGGGACUCUGCUGCGCUCGUCACUUUUGGUCCAAAAUCUGCAAGCCCGUCGUAAGAGAAGGCCAGGUCUGCACCAAGCACAAGAGGAAAGGCACCCAUGGCUUAGAAAUAUUCCAGCGUUGCGAUUGUGGGGAUGGUCUGUCCUGCAAAACGCAAAGAGGAGACGGCGGCAAGUCAUCACGGAGUCUGCACACUUGCCAGAGACACUGAAUGAACAUUUAAGGAAUUUUCUUUCAUGAGCUCAAAAACAGACUUGAGCGACGAGCGGUUGAGGGAAACAGGACUUGGAAUGGG
Messenger RNA from Rhinichthys klamathensis goyatoka, 904 nucleotides. It is a transcript of the gene dkk1b, whose product is annotated as dickkopf WNT signaling pathway inhibitor 1b. Bases 80 to 820 code for a protein of 246 amino acids. Lineage: Eukaryota; Metazoa; Chordata; Actinopteri; Cypriniformes; Leuciscidae. Gene Ontology annotation, molecular function: co-receptor binding; receptor antagonist activity. Gene Ontology annotation, cellular component: extracellular region. Gene Ontology annotation, biological process: multicellular organism development; negative regulation of canonical Wnt signaling pathway. The transcript has 4 exons. The record is from RefSeq and is a predicted model, not a curated record.